Pipistrellus nathusii (Nathusius's pipistrelle) is the source of this 1674-nucleotide messenger RNA. NCBI's taxonomy places the organism in Eukaryota, Metazoa, Chordata, Mammalia, Chiroptera, Vespertilionidae. The record is from the annotation of a GenBank genome assembly.
AUGCUGGAGAACUACAGCAACCUUGUCGCAGUGGGCUAUUGUUUUACCAAACCAGAGGUGAUCUUCAGGUUGGAGCAAGGAGAGGAGCCAUGGAUACUGGAGGAGGAAUUCCCAAGCCAGAGGUUUCCAGACAUCUGGAAACCUGAUUACAUGACAGAGAGAAGCCAAGAGGUGUUCAUUAAUAACAAAACACUAAUUAAAGAACAAAGUAAUGUAAUACGAAAACCAUAUAGCUUGGAUACAGAUUUUUUUACUUCCAGAAAAAUACUCUGUCAGUAUGACUCAUGUGGAAUGAGUUUCAACUGUAUUUCAGGAUUGAAUAUCAAUAAGAAAAACUACUUAGGAAAGAAGACUGAUGAAUUUAAUGCUUGUGGAAAGUUACUAUUCAAUAUUAUACAAGAGAAAACUCAUACUAGAGAGAAAAGUGAAUUUUUAAAAAAUGGGAAAACUUUCAGUCAUAAUGAGGACCCUAUUCAACAUGAGAAGGUUCAAACUUUGCAGCAAAAUUCUGAAUUAAACACAUAUCGAGAAACCUUUUUUGAAAAGGCAAUAUUUAAUAUGCACAAGAGACAGAUCACAGAUGGGAAUGACUGUGAAUAUAACGAAUAUGGAAGAACAUCCUGUGAGAACCCAUCCUUCUUAUUACAUCAGAUAAUGCCCUUAAAGGAAAAUCACUAUAAACUUAGUGUUUGUGGGAAAUCCUUAUGUGUGAAUUCUACACUUUUAAAGUCUCAUGGGUCAUAUAUGAAACACUGUGAUUAUAAUGAAAAUGGAAAUAAUUUCAGGAGGAAAUUAUACCUCUCACAACUUCGGAAAACUCAUAAAGGAGAGAAACACUUUGAAUGUAAUGUAUGUGGGAAAACUUUCUGGAUGAAGUCACACCUCACUCGACAUCAGAGGAUACAUACAGGACAGAAAAGCUUUCAAUGUAAUGAAUGUGGAAAAAAGUUUUGGGAGAAGUCAAACCUCACUAAACAUCAGAGGUCACACACAGGGGAGAAACCCUAUGAAUGCAAUGAAUGUGAGAAAGCCUUCAGCCACAAGUCAGCCCUCACAUUACACCAGAGAACACAUACAGGGAAGAAACCCUAUCGAUGUAAUGCAUGUGGGAAAACUUUUUACCAGAAGUCAGAUCUCACUAAACAUCAGCGAACACACACAGGUCUGAAACCCUAUGAAUGCUAUGAAUGUGGGAAGUUCUUCUGUAUGAAUUCACAUCUCACAGUGCACCAGCGAACGCAUACAGGCGAGAAACCCUUUGUAUGCCCUGAGUGUGGGAAAUCUUUCUGUCAGAAGUCACAUCUUACACAACAUCAGAGAACUCACAUAGGGGACAAACCCUAUGCAUGUAAUACAUGUGGCAAAGCUUUUUACCAAAAGUCUGUACUCACCAGGCAUCAGAUAAUUCAUUCUGGGUUGAAACCUUAUGAAUGUUACAAAUGUGGAAAAACCUUCUGCUUGAAGUCUGACCUCACAGUACAUCAGAGAACUCACACAGGGGAGAAACCCUUUGCAUGUCCUGAAUGUGGGAAGUUCUUCAGCCAUAAAUCCACCCUCUCUCAACAUUAUAGAACACAUACAGGAGAUAAACCCUAUGAAUGUCAGGAAUGUGGUAAAAUAUUCUACAAUAAAUCAUACCUAACAAAACAUAAUAGAACACAUACAGGGGAGUAA